Messenger RNA from Entrophospora sp. SA101, 441 nucleotides. NCBI's taxonomy places the organism in Eukaryota, Fungi, Glomeromycota, Glomeromycetes, Entrophosporales, Entrophosporaceae. The record is from the annotation of a GenBank genome assembly.
AUGGCAAGAGUACAAAAUGAUAUCCAAAUGAAAAAAUCUUUAAUCAAUGAAAAUCAAAAAGAAACUCAUAAACUUCAUUUAUCAGCACCAAUAGUUUGUGAUUAUAGUGAAUAUAAUAGUAGCACUGGAAUAGAUUCCACAUCAGAAGAAAUAGAUAUCCAAUCAGAUGAUGAUGAUGAAAUUGAAGUCGCAAAAGGAGAACAUUGGAAUUCUAUCAUAAAUGAAUGGAUAAUAAUGGUUCAACAAGAAAAUCAAUUUCAUGAUGAUGAUGAUGAAUACAUGUAUUCUUCAGAAUUGGAAGUAGGGUUUGAAUUAGGUGGAAGAAGAGUACAUCCUGCAGAAGACAAUUUGAUGAAAUGGUCAUUAGAAUCCCUUUUUAUUUAUGAAUUGGAGUCACCAACUUUUCUGGGUAGUGAUGUUAUUUUUACUGGUGCUUGUUGA